Nematostella vectensis (starlet sea anemone) is the source of this 2874-nucleotide messenger RNA. RefSeq lists its product as uncharacterized. The coding region runs from base 1881 to 2672 and encodes 263 amino acids. The record is from RefSeq and is a predicted model, not a curated record. NCBI's taxonomy places the organism in Eukaryota, Metazoa, Cnidaria, Anthozoa, Actiniaria, Edwardsiidae. The transcript has 2 exons.
UCGACUCGUCCUCACUUCAGAUGUGGCGUUGGGGUUAGACGGGUCUGAUUCGUCAGUCGGCUCGUCCUCACUUCAGAUGUGGCGUUGGGGUUAGACGGGUCUGAUUCGUCAGUCGAAUCGUCCUCACUUCAGAUGUGGCGUUGGGGUUAGACGGGUCUGAUUCGUCAGUCGACUCGUCCUCACUUCAGAUGUGGCGUUGGGGUUAGACGGGUCUGAUACGUCAGUCGAAUCGUCCUCACUUCAGAUGUGUCGUUGGGGUUAGACGGGUCUGAUUCGUCAGUCGACUCGUCCCCACUUCAGAUGUGGCGUUGGGGUUAGACGGGUCUGAUUCGUCAGUCGACUCGUCCUCACUUCAGAUGUGGCGUUGGGGUUAGACGGGUCUGAUUCGUCAGUCGAACCGUCCUCACUUCAGAUGUGGCGUUGGGGUUAGACGGGUCUGAUUCGUCAGUCGACUCGUCCUCACUUCAGAUGUGGCGUUGGGGUUAGACGGGUCUGAUACGUCAGUCGAAUCGUCCUCACUUCAGAUGUGGCGUUGGGGUUAGACGGGUCUGAUUCGUCAGUCGACUCGUCCUCACUUCAGAUGUGUCGUUGGGGUUAGACGGGUCUGAUUCGUCAGUCGACACGUCCUCACUUCAGAUGGUUAGGGUUAUAAUAUGGUUUUUUUAUUUUAUUAGGGGGAAUUAUCUCGAUGUAUUUUUUUAGCCGGAAGUUGAUAAAUUGAGGAAUUUUGAUUUCAAGUUUCGAAUUUUCAAAAAAGAAAAAAAAAAUAAACGUAAAAUUAAAUAAAGAAAUAAUUUUUUUUCUGAAUUUUAUCCCAUCCAAACCCUAAGACUUAACCUAUCAACUAUCAUCAUUAUCAAAAUCCCCAAAAUAAACCAACUACAAAAGAAAUGUUACACGAAUGCUUGUAGCCUCAAACAAACCCCGAAAAUAAAUUUUCUAAAGACCAAUUUUUUUUAUUACUUUAAAGAAUUAAAAUUAAACAACACUUUCGGCACGCGAAGUAAAUACUUCUCGAUUUCCCUCAUUGAACCACUUUUCAGUAAACAGUUUAUUUAUCUUGACCGCAGAGAGUGUAAUAUUUACUCUUCGACUGACGUAUUUUCUUACUUCUUAUUAAACUAAUGAUCUAUAUUUAGCACUUUCUAGUUUAAAAAUAUACCGCUUAAUCAUCGGCUAUGUUAAAAAUAACUGCUCAUGGCAAAAUGUCUGUUUACAGUAGCUGUCAAAAGCAAUUAGGGAAAAAUAAUUCGUAAAGCGUGUCAAGUUAGAAUCUUUACAUUUUUUUCAAAUUUUAAUCAUUCAGAUUUUUCUCAGCGCUUCGGGUGGUUUUGGCGAGCGUUUAAUAAAAUGUGGAUAUUCGUUAAACAUCCUUGUAUGCUAUCGUGCCCCGCUGCGCUCAAAUGUUCUUCAGUAAAACCCUGUUGUGGUAUCGCAUAAUAGGACAUGCAAGCGUUGGACCAGACUUGGAGUUAGAGAUUCACGAAUCAGCAUGCUAUUUGCGUGAUCACUUUUCAAAACGGCUAAAAGGGAUAUACUUCCAAUAUACAACACACAAAACUUUUUCACAAAUAACACACUAAUCUUGGAAUCAUAAGGAUUCAAUAUUAAAAGUCUGCUCAUAAUGGGUAAGUAGGGCAUCACAAGUUUUUCGUGAUCUGCUCACCAGGCAUGCGCAGUGGAUUCCAGCUGUGUAACCCAUGAAAACAUUUGGAGAUUUGCGAACUCAGUCGUCUAUGCAGUAUUGAUCUGAAUAUUUCAUCGUCGUUACAAUCCAGCUUUGUAUAAAUUCUGAAGCGCUAGGAGCAGAGAGCUUUAAGAGGGUGUUCUUCUUGAAAGGUGUUCAGUGAAGUAGCACAUUGUGUGGAUUUCUUAUCAAGAUGGGGAGAAGAAAAAGAAAAAGCAAUAGCGAGAAAAGGAUCGAGGAACUUUACGAGAAAACACUCAAAGAUGCAAAAGAAGGGAAAUCUUUGUACCAAACAAUCAACGUGGACACAAGACAAGCCGACGGCCCUUGUUGCAACACGGCAGUCGAGGAUGUGCGAAAACUACGAAAACGGCCCGAGCAAAUAUUAGAGGAGGCAAUUAAGAAACAGCAAGAACAACGCAAACAACGCGGAACGCUGUCAGUUCCUGUUUCACGUCUUAUUCCCUUCAGGAAUGAUCGCCGAGGGUUGAACUUUCCACAGGACUUCCGCCGCGACGAAUCGUCUCUAUCGUGGGUUCCACGCCGCGCAAGCUUGCCCUCGCCUUGCGGUAUAAGCGAGUACGAGCGACUCUUGUGGGGCGAGCAGAGCGAACAAGGGCUAGACACUCCUGCUAGUGAGCCGUCGGACUGCGAGGAGUUCACGGUUGAGGAUACUUUACACGUUAUGCCGCUGAGACCCAGCAGCAGCGCGGAGUUCGAGUUUCCAACAAGCGCUGCACAGUCUGUCAGUCGAUUACCGCCUAUCUACCGACGCGCAGAGUGGGCACAAACCGUUCACCGCGCGAGGAGUCGGUCCAUUCCCGCGCGUGUAGAGUCCGUGGCGGCUGAGGGCGGUGCGGAAACUUUAGUAGUAGGCAAACAGGAGUUGUUCUUACGCGAAACGCACGGGAAAGGGAUGAGUUUAGCGGAAACACGCACUCGUAUACGCAAGAAAAUCAACGUGUCACUAUCGUCAGAGGUCUGAUAGAAACACACAUAGGCAAGAAAAUCAACAUGACGAUAUUGUUUUUUUUUUUUUGCAAUCUUAUUUUACUGGUAACUAUACUUAUAACGAUAAUGAGCCAUGGUUAUAUCGAAAUAGUGCAAAGAUGUGCAAUACUAUUGUAAAUUUUGAAUAAUUUUAUCAAAACUAUCGUGGAAUUUAAAGUAAUAUUCCACGAAAUGAA